Marmota monax (woodchuck) is the source of this 4739-nucleotide messenger RNA. It is a transcript of the gene Npnt, whose product is annotated as nephronectin. Gene Ontology annotation, molecular function: calcium ion binding. The record is from RefSeq and is a predicted model, not a curated record. Gene Ontology annotation, cellular component: membrane. Bases 279 to 2117 code for a protein of 612 amino acids. NCBI's taxonomy places the organism in Eukaryota, Metazoa, Chordata, Mammalia, Rodentia, Sciuridae. The transcript is spliced from 14 exons.
CCCUGUGAGCGGUGCAGCUCCCCCUGCAGCGCCUCCCCUCGCGGGGAGGGAGCCGGAGGGGGCUCCCGGAGCCGCGCUGCAGACCUGCUCCGGCUGCGCGUCGCGCCUCUCUCCUUCCAGAGUGGCAGCAGGAGCCGAGGCGGAGGCGGUAGGGGGUUCCCGCGACUUGCAGUUUCUCUGGGGAGCUGAGGAGGAGACUGCGCCUUUCCCCCGCGCCCAGCAACCUCAACCUGUUCCCGGCGCUCGGCGACUCUCACUCCCGGGACUCGCCGCCCAACAUGAAUUUCCCCCUGGCGCUGGUGCUCCUGUCCUCGCUCUACCUGCAGACGGCUGCCGAGUUCGACGGGAGGUGGCCCAGGCAAAUAGUGUCAUCUAUUGGCCUAUGUCGUUAUGGUGGGAGGAUUGACUGCUGCUGGGGCUGGGCUCGCCAGUCCUGGGGACAGUGCCAACCUUUCUACGUCUUAAGGCAGAGAAUAGCCAGGAUAAGGUGCCAGCUCAAAGCUGUGUGCCAGCCACAGUGCAAACAUGGUGAGUGUAUUGGGCCUAACAAGUGCAAGUGCCACCCUGGAUAUGCUGGAAAAACCUGCAAUCAAGAUGAGCACUUCUACCCAACUCCUCUUGAUCAAGGCAGUGAACAACCUCUUUUUCAACCCCUGGAUCAUCAAGCCACAAGUUUACCUGCAAGGGAUCUAAACGAGUGUGGCCUGAAGCCUCGGCCCUGUAAGCACAGGUGCAUGAACACUUUCGGCAGCUACAAGUGCUACUGUCUCAAUGGAUAUAUGCUUAUGCCGGAUGGGUCCUGCUCAAGUGCCCUAACAUGCUCCAUGGCAAACUGUCAGUAUGGCUGCGAUGUUGUUAAAGGGCAAGUCCGGUGCCAGUGCCCCUCCCCAGGUCUGCAGCUGGCUCCUGACGGGAGGACCUGUGUGGAUGUCGAUGAAUGUGCUACUGGAAGAGUCUCCUGCCCUAGAUUUAGACAGUGUGUCAAUACUUUUGGGAGUUACAUCUGCAAGUGUCAUAAAGGCUUCGACCUCAUGUACAUUGGAGGCAAAUACCAAUGUCACGAUAUAGAUGAGUGCUCCCUUGGUCAGCAUCAGUGCAGUGGCUUUGCUCGAUGUUACAACAUACAUGGGUCCUACAAGUGUAAAUGUAAAGAUGGAUACCAUGGUGAUGGAUUCACUUGUGUCUAUAUCCCCAAAGUCAUGAUUGAGCCUUCAGGUCCAAUUCAUGUACCAAAGGGAAAUGGUACAAUUUUAAAGGGUGAUGGAGGAGAUAAUAAUUGGAUUCCUGAUGUCAGAAGUACUAGGUGGCCUCUGAAGACACCAUAUAUUCCUCCUGUCAUUACCAACAGGCCCACUUCUAAGCCAACAACAAGACCUACACCAAAGCCAUUACCACAGCCCACUCCUCCACCACCACCCCUGCCAACAGAGUUCAGAACACCUCCACCUCCACCAACCCCAGAAAGGCCACCUACCAGACUGACAACUGCAGAACCAGCUACAAGUACAUCUGCAAGAGGAGUUACAGUUGACAACAGGAUACAGACAGAUCCUCAGAAACCCAGAGGAGAUGUAUUCAUUCCACGGCAGCCUUCAAAUGACUUGUUUGAAAUAUUUGAAAUAGAAAGAGGAAUCAGUGCAGAUGAUGAAGCAAAGGAUGAUCCAGGUGUUCUAAUACACAGUUGUAGUUUUGACCAUGGACUUUGUGGAUGGAUCAGGGAAAAAGACAAUGACUUACACUGGGAACCAAUCAGGGACCCAGCAGGUGGACAAUAUCUGACAGUAUCGGCAGCCAAAGCCUCAGGGGGAAAAGCCGCUCGCUUGGUGCUACCUCUCGGCCACCUCAUGCAUUCAGGGGACCUGUGUCUGUCAUUCAGGCACAAGGUGACUGGGCUGCACUCAGGCACACUCCAGGUGUUUGUGAGAAAACACGGUGCCCACGGAGCAGCCCUGUGGGGAAGAAAUGGUGGCCAUGGCUGGAGGCAAACACAGAUCACCUUGCGAGGGGCUGACGUCAAGAGCGUCAUCUUCAAAGGUGAAAAAAGGCAUGGUCACACUGGGGAGAUUGGAUUGGAUGAUGUGAGCUUGAGAAAAGGCCACUGCUCUGAACAACGCUAACAGCUCCAGAACUAGCAAUGAACUCCUAUGUUGGUUGCUCCCUCGUCUUUUUCCAAUCCUCACCUUCUCUCCUCUUCUUCUUAUCAGGCCUAGGAGAAGAGUGGGUCAGUGGGUCAGGAGGAAGUCUGGUUUGUGACCCACAUCUUGCUGGCCUGCUUUGUGCAAUCCCAAUGAACAGUGACACCCUCCUUGAAGUACAGGGGCAUCUGUAGACACAUCCAAGCCAUUCUGGGGUGUUGCCUUCCAUCCUAAGUUUUGUUUGGGAAGGCCUUCAGUGUGUGUGACCUAUACCAUCCUUCAUCCUGAUUACAGAGUGCUCCUUGUAGCAAAUUAUGGGGAAGUUUUCAAAAGAAAUCUGUGCAAAUGGUCAUUCUGUUAUCUGUUCAGUGUUGUACCAUGAGUAGUAUUGACUUUCCUUAAGGUAUGAUGUACAGUGUGCUUGUGAAAUUGAUUUAUCCUCUUCACUUACGUUAGUUCUGGCCUCACCUGAACUCUGACUUUCACUGCCAUUCACUUUAUAAAAGAAAGGUGUAUAACACAUCAAUUUGCAUUUAUUCUUGUUAUCUGUGUUUUUACUUUAAAGACAAUUAUGUAGAAUGGGCACGGAAUCCCUCGUUGGUAGUACUGUGUUUUGUGUAAAUGUGCUAUUGAUACUAAGUAUAUAAGUGUUCCUAAUAUUUACAGACUCUAGUUGCAAGGUAAAAGGCAGCUUGUGAUCUCUUGAACUAAAAAGACAUGGCAAAAUGUCAUCCAGUUCCAUGACCAAUCCAUUGGCAGCAAGAGAAAAUUGGCAGAGGUGUCAGUUUGUGGUAAUGGAGGGAUGAAUUUUUUUAAAUUGCCUUGAGUUUAGUCUCUACAAGAACAGUAAACUAUUUAGGGAGAUAAGAAACUGCAGUGAACAUAUAAAAACCUCACUGUUUCAAGAUAUAAUUUAAAACUGAUGGCUUUACCAUCUUAACAUGGCUCUCUCUUAUAAUCUGUAAAAAGCUUUGUAAAAGUUUGGUUGCUGUAGAGGAAAGAUCCUGCUGAUGGAAGCAAGGUAAGAGGAAGAAUAGGGGAAGCUCCACUGGAACAGAUUUGUCAUGCGAAAUCCCCACAGGUAGAGCUUGCACAAGAAGCAAGCCCUAUGCACUGAGGUAUUGCAUGUGUGGAGUCACACACCAGAGGAAGAGACAGGAUUGGAAUUCUAACAUCCACAGACCCCAACUGUAUUUCCUCCCUGCAUAUUUUAUCUUUAUAUUAAAAAAUACAUAACUUUUAAAGGGUAUCUUACUCCUGAGACUUUUCUUCGUUUCUAAUUAAGUAAUCAAAAUAUUUUCUACUGUUUUUGCCAGGAAUCACAAAGAUGAUUAAAGGGUUGGACAAAAAGAUCUAUGAUGAAAAAUUAAAGGAACUGGGAUUAUUCAGCCUGGAGAAAAGAAGACUGAGGGGCAAACCAUUGAUGGUUUUCAAGUAUAUGAAGGGUUGGCACCAAGAGGAUAGUGACCAGCUGUUCUCCAUGUGCACUAAGAAUAGAACCAGAGGAAAUGGGCUUAGACUAGAGUGUGAGGGAGUGUUUCCUGGCAGGGACAGUUGUUAAAUCAAAAUUCUCCAUUUAAAAAAAAAGUGUGAAAAUAUCUUUCUCUUCCUAUCUCUCUCUUUAAAAAAACUAGAUAAAAGUCUACCUAUUUAAGAUAUGCUUACCUCAAGGUAAAGGAACAGAUUACAGCAUCCCCCAGAUGAUUUGAUCCUAUUACUAGUAUAUAAGGAACAUCUUCAGAACUAAGUAAUUUGGACUAGGCUCUAAUUUAGGAAUUUCCCUCUUGACCUCCUAACAGGGAGGAGCAAAGGGAGAAUGAUGCUGAGUUCAUUAAAAGGUUUCUCCCUUUAUGGCAAACCAUGCAGUAUUAAAACAAACACCCAAUUUUUUAAAAAUCUACAUAAUUUUUUCAAAGAGGUUGUGAUGGAUAGAUACUUUAAUAUCUCAGUAUUGUCCUAAUAUGGUAGUGUUUCAGGUUUUUUUUCCCCCUUUGGUAAAGGUAUAAACCUUUCACUUGCUCAAUAGGUGAUAUUUCAGAUUUUUUUUUUUUUCAAAGAGAAACCCUACCAAGGAACACAGAUGGAAACAUCUUUACCUGGUGCAUUCUCUUUGCUUAGUGUAUGGAAGCUUAACUUAGCUCCUGGAAGAGGGUCAUGCACAGCACCUCUAGAUCUUUCCUUCAUCUGCUCACUAUGAUUCCCUUUCUCUUACCAAUUGGAAUCUCCCAAGUCCCACAAACUGGUAAUGUUUUUGAACAGUAGGUCCAAGAGAAGUUCUUUUAUCAUGUAACUUGUAGAGGCAGGGGGAGGGGGAAUAUAAAUCAUUGAGCCUUUGAUUAAGGGCCAGAAAUGUGGUCUUAGAUCCAUUUUUGAUUCAUUUCCUUUUUGUUCAUAUAACUGCACAGUUGAAGAUGAAAGGGGAAAAUAAUUGAAAAUUUCACUUGUAGGUGCCAAUAAUAUAUUGCACUAAAAUGAUGGAAGAAGUUAUCCAAAGUACUGUAUAACAUCUUGCUUAUUAUUUAAUGUUUUCUAAAGUGAAAAAUGUUAGUGGUUUUCAAUCAGUGAAGUAAUACAAUUCUUUGUAAAUAAAAACACUUAAUAUUA